AUGCCUUCAACAGCCACUGCCAAUGCCUCCAAGGAAGCACCCAAAGACGCAGUUUUGGCCACGACCCUCAACCAAAUCAUGCCUUUGACGGACAAGGAUUCUGGCAGCCCACCGAGCGAGCCAGUUCUCACCUUGAUCUGCUCCUCCACAGAUAGCAUAUCCCAAGACUCGGAUCUGACAGCGAACAUCAGCCCGGAAGUGCCAACGAUGGACGCAGCAAAUGUUCCUCUUCCGGACGAAGAAUGCGAUGAGGAUCUGCUCGAAAUUCCACCUCUGGACGACCAUGAGGGAAACAUCUUGGAAAGUGAUGCUGUCGAGAUCGCGAAUAGUGAACCGACAGAGGCGGACAACACCAUCCGGGACCAAGAUGAUGCCCAACCAGAAAAUGACAACCAUCAUGAUGCGAGCUUGGCUUCGACGUGUUCAACCCCGAGCUCUCCCCAAACACCCAGGAAACACGAUGGGUCGCAGACAGACGAUGAUGACCUUCAUGGCAGCAGCAUGACAUCCAUGUCUUCGAUUGACAGUUCUCCGAAGACACCAGAGAAGGAGGAAUCAUUUAGUCACCCCUUCGUUGUUGAAGAUUCAGGCCCAGAUUUCUCCCUGGAUGACCUGGACCUAAGCUCUCCAAACUGGAUGGCGAACAUCAACCAGUUUUUGGAGCAGCUUGGGGAUCUUGAGCCAGAGAAGGAUACCAGCGAAAAGGAGAAGUUGACACCUGAUGUCGGAGUUGUUGAUGGGGCUGAGGAGUAUGACGGACCGAUCAUCGCCCUUCCGGACACACCCGACUACCACCCAUUCUCCAACAAUUUCCAAGUCCGCCUAUCCAAGUACGGUGGGUUCGGAACCUUGGCCACCAGAGACCUCAUGAUAGGCGAGGUAAUCCUCAUCGAGAAGCCUCUCCUAAGGACGUCUCGCGACGAUUUCUACAACAACUUCCUCAAGUUGUCCGACGAAGACCAGACGACAUUCCUGAAGCUGUAUACACCCCCUGGCGAGUACUCGAGUCUCAACGGAAGCGAUUACAGCCACAUCAGGGCGAUCGUGGCCGCAAACUCCUUUGCCAUCAACCCAUAUGGCAACAACAUCAUAUGCGUGUACAACGUCGCCUCAAGGCUCAACCACGCUUGCCAACCGGUGGCCAAUGUUCGCUUCGACUUUGGUUACCAGUUUGACAUGAAUGCCGAGAAUGCAGAUGUCAUCAAGAUGAUCAUCAGCAGAAAAGUGAAGGCUGGGUCGGAGCUGUUUAUCAGCUAUGGUGGAAGCCCCAUGUCGCUCUAUGAGCGGUACGGGUUCCGGUGCUGCUGCGGAGGGUGCGAAGGUGUGUCGGAUGUGGAUCUCGCCAUCAAGAAGAAACGGGAGAUGAUGGGUUGGAAAUAUUGA
This is a messenger RNA of Sordaria macrospora k-hell, 1383 nucleotides long. RefSeq lists its product as uncharacterized. Gene Ontology annotation, molecular function: protein binding. The record is from RefSeq and is a predicted model, not a curated record. Lineage: Eukaryota; Fungi; Ascomycota; Sordariomycetes; Sordariales; Sordariaceae.